UCGAUUGCGUUGCUCGUGACAGGACGAUUCCGGAUUUACUAGCGGCAAAGUGCACUGUGGUGUAUUAGCAGUGCAAAAAAGAUUCAAUAAAAUGGUUGAAAGUGUUUUGGUAACUUGAAAUUGUGCCGUUUUAUUAAACAAAAGGAAUUAAUAUACAGUUCACACAGGCAAACGUUCAUCGCAAAAGUGGUUUUUUGAUACACACACAACACACUCCUAGUGGAUUAAAACUCAAAAUCAAUAAUUCGUUUUAGGCACCUGAAUGAGGAUAUGUGUAAAACUAAAAGGAUAAUUGUGACAAAAAUGUGUUAAUUGUAAACAAGGAAGGAAGGGGAGAAGUUUGUAUUCGUCAUAAUUAAACCCCCACAAUUAGUGCAGCCCAAGGUGUAGAUUUCUGUAAAAUACCUCGAAAACUUCGGACAAGUGUAAAGAAGAGUAAUACGCUUGCCACAAUGGCGGCGCGUUGCUUACUCGUGCAACGGCGGGGGUAUCCGCUACAUAACAGUGAGGUGCGCGAUUCUGUUAAGUUUUCUUCAAAAAACCCGCGUAUUUUUUCAAAUCGUUCGUUUAGUGUCGCGUCGCGUCUCCUCCUUACGUCGCGUUCGUUGUCACUCGCAUUUAUGUUCACCAUCGCUAUCUGCGGAUCGCUCACCGAAAUUCAUGGUGCGCAGGCGCUUAUGAGCACCACUUCCACGUCUAAUGACGGAGUUGGUACAACUAAAAUAGUCGGAAUUUCAGUGGCUAAUGCUGCCCGCAUGUUAGCUGGUAGUGGCGGAUCUGCUGGCAAAGAAUACUCGCUUGUGCUACCACACGAUACCUACCCGGGUUUUAGUAUUAAGAAAUUCAAAACGGUGCCCGUGAAUGAGUCAGCCAAAUGGGAUACAAAGUCCUCAUCGCCAUCACCAACGGCUGUAGGUGCUUACCAUAUGCUUGCGGGAGAUUACUCCAAAUAUUUUACUGUGCUCGACGACGGCGUCGUGAUGACCACAUCCGAUAUCUCACCACUAGUAAAUCGCCCGGUGAAUCUUGUUGUGGUCGAAGAGACACCCAAUGCCACUAAUACGCACAAUUUGCAGUUAUUUGUGAUGCACCGCAGUGACAUGUUGCGCUUUCCUGGCUCAAUGCUUGACGCUAGCGGUGAGGUGCGUGAGAAUCGGCCCGCUGGCACCCGUGUACGAGGAAUCCCGCUGAUGCAAGCUUUGGGUGGUGAUGCGGCGCUGGAAAGUAAUGGUGGCGCUGCGAAGAAGAUUCGUUACACCAUCAUCGAUGGCAAUGAUGAUCAGGCUUUCGCUUUACAGGCACGUAAAUCUGAUACGAAUAGUGAGAUGAGCGUAUACUCCAUUCUAGUAGAUUGCGACGGAGAUACUGGUGUGUGGCUAGUCAUAAAUCGGCCAUUGGAUCGUGAAACAAAGGCCCACUAUGAUCUUUCAGUGCAAGCCUCAGACAUUGAUGAACUCGAUAAGACCGUCUCGAAGAUACAGGUGACUGUAAUGGAUGAAAAUGAUAACCGUCCCAUAUUUAAAUCAAGUGAAUACAAAUUCGCCAUUGCCGGCCAAAAGGAUACUGGGCUAGGAGGCAACAGCACGACUAUGUGGAAACGCUUCUCCAUACUAGGUAAGGUAGAAGCCACCGAUGCUGAUGGCGACAAGAUUGCCUACCGACUGACUGCACCCAGCAAUAUUGUCAUCAUUGUGCCGCAAACCGGUGAAAUUAUGUUGGCCGAUCAACCUCGAACUUCUGAGUUGCUGAUCGAGGUAGAAGCUCAUGAUUUACGCUAUCCUUCUUUGGUAAGCAAGCAGCCAGCCAAAGUAUUGCUUGAGUUCCUAGCUCCCGAGCCGGUUUCCUUUAUAAUGCAACACUUGGAGCACGAUGCUGUCAAUGAGCACUCACAUCACCGCGAAAAGCGUCGGGUAACGCGCGCGGUACGCCCGACAAAACGUAUCGAGUUCACCGAGGCAGAUGGCGAUACCGAAGGUAAAUCUGUCUUCCAACUGGAAAAGGAGACCGAUAAGGAAACCUUUAAAAUACGUGACGACAAUCCUUGGGUGACAGUCGAAACAAAUGGUGCGGUGCGUGUGAAAAAGAAGUGGGACUAUGAAGAAUUAGGACCGGAGAAGACAAUCGAUUUUUGGGUCAUCAUAACAAAUACUGGACAACACGCUGACCUCAAGUACACUGACAAUCAACGCGUUAUCAUCCAUGUGAAGGAUGUCAACGAUGAACCGCCCUAUUUCAUUAAUCGCCCAUUGCCUAUGCAAGCGGUAGUACAACUAAAUGCUCCACCCAAUACACCCGUAUUCACAUUGCAGGCGCGGGAUCCCGAUACCGAUCAUAAUAUACAUUAUUUUAUAGUACGAGAUCGUACUGGUGGUCGCUUCGAGGUGGAUGAACGUUCUGGUGUAGUACGUACACGUGGCACUGAUCUCUUUCAAUUGGAUAUGGAGUAUGUCUUAUAUGUCAAAGCUGAGGAUCAAAACGGCAAAGUUGAUGAUCGUCGCUUCCAGAGCACACCCGAGGAACGGCUAUCCAUUGUGGGUGGCAAGCGCGCUCCUCAGUUUUAUAUGCCCAGCUACGAGGCGGAAAUACCGGAGAAUCAGAAAAAAGAUUCAGACAUCAUCUCGGUGAAGGCGAAAUCGUUUGCAGAUCGUGAGAUACGCUAUACAUUGAAGGCACAAGGACAAGGGGCUGGUACAUUCAACAUUGGGCCGUCGUCGGGUAUCGUCAAGUUGGCGAAAGAAUUGGAUUUCGAAGAUUUGCGACAGCCGCAUGUCUACUCGUUGAUAGUUACUGCCACCGAAGACUCGGGUGGCUUCUCCACAUCCGUUGAGGUACGUACUUACAAACACACAAGUAGUCAGUGGGAAAAUUUAAUGUAUGGUAAUAGAAAAAAUAAUACAAUCAACAGCCGUUCUCACAUCCGAAAAUGCAUUUUUCACCCACGGCGCUGUCCUAAGAAAAUGCGAUUGAAUAUAGCAUGCUGCGAUAGCGCUUGGUGUGCACGCUUCCAUUUGAAAACACAUGUUGCGUUCGAUUUCUAUCACUAUCGCUAUCGCUAUCACGUUGGUGUGCGCAAGGCUUAA
Rhagoletis pomonella (apple maggot) is the source of this 3080-nucleotide messenger RNA. Its product is annotated as neural-cadherin-like. Gene Ontology annotation, biological process: cell-cell junction assembly; multicellular organism development; cell morphogenesis. Gene Ontology annotation, molecular function: cadherin binding; calcium ion binding. The record is from RefSeq and is a predicted model, not a curated record. Gene Ontology annotation, cellular component: catenin complex; plasma membrane; adherens junction. NCBI's taxonomy places the organism in Eukaryota, Metazoa, Arthropoda, Insecta, Diptera, Tephritidae. The transcript is spliced from 6 exons. Bases 453 to 3080 code for a protein of 875 amino acids.